UCGGCUCCUCCAGACAAAUAGCUGCUGUCAUAUAAUGAUCCUGAAGAGAGAGAGAGAGAACAGACACACACACACACACACACACACACACACACACACACACACACACAGAAUAAGAGAGGAGACAGUCACACCUCUUCACUCUCCGUCUGCUCAGUGUCCGAGACCCAUCCGUACUUCUCUCCACAUUCAGGUGCCUCCUCUCUUCCUGUCUGCAGGGUUUUAAUGCAGGGACACAAAGUGGACUCAUAACUGGACCUGAAGACUAAAAUGGUUCCAGUUAAACUCCUCAUACUGGGAGCUCAGAACACGGGGAAAACAGCUCUGUGUGUUCGUUUCAUUACCAAGCGCUUCAUCGGGGAAUACGACCAUAAAAAGGAGGUGACGUACAGAUGCAGUCGUCUGGUGGAUCAGGAAUCUGUGGAUCUGGAGAUCUUGGACACGGCUUGUAAGGACAGCUCUGCGGCGUCUCUGGAGUCGUCCAUCCGCUGGGCUGACGGUUUCCUGCUGCUUUACUCCGUCACACAGCGCCUCAGCUUCCUGGAGGUGCCUCGACUCAAGAAGCUCAUCGAGCAUACCAAAAAGAGUCUGGUUGUUCCUACAGUGCUGGUAGCCAAUAAGGCAGACUUGGAGAUCGGCCGGCAGGUGACGACAGACGAAGGACAGAGACUGGCCAAAGAUUUGAGGUGUGCUUUCAGGGAGCUGUCUGUUGCAGAGGCAGUUUUAGCCGUGGAAGCUGCAGUGUUUCAGCUCAUCAGGUUGGUGUUGGAUCAGCAGCGCCCCCUGCCGGACCGUCGCUCCUACAUGCUGAGUGUCCGUCACGCUCUGACCCGGAAACUGACCCGUUCCAAAACCAUGCAGUGGUGACCGAAGAGAACAAAACAAACACCUGUUAGUAUACCUGUUAGUAUACCUGUUAGGACAUUAAAACUGUGGCUGUUUUUUUAUGACAGUAUGGUUUAUUUGCAGCAUUAUAAAAUAUUAAAACAAGUUAUUAAUUUUGGAUGUUUUUCCUAAACUGCAGGUCUGACAGGUGGGAGCUGUGAUUUAGAUCAGGUCACAUUCAGGAGUGUUUGUCCUACGUUGUUGUGUGUUGUAUCCUCCACUAGAGGGCGGUAGAGUCGUUUUAAUCGGUGUUUCGGACUUAAAACGACCCCACAGGAUUUUUUUAAAUCCACUGUUUGGCCAUAAAA
Messenger RNA from Labrus mixtus (cuckoo wrasse), 1193 nucleotides. RefSeq lists its product as uncharacterized. The record is from RefSeq and is a predicted model, not a curated record. The transcript has 8 exons. Lineage: Eukaryota; Metazoa; Chordata; Actinopteri; Labriformes; Labridae. The coding region runs from base 271 to 867 and encodes 198 amino acids. Gene Ontology annotation, molecular function: GTP binding; GTPase activity.